Messenger RNA from Mycetomoellerius zeteki, 1685 nucleotides. RefSeq names its product RCC1 and BTB domain-containing protein 1. The transcript is spliced from 10 exons. The record is from RefSeq and is a predicted model, not a curated record. Bases 18 to 1685 code for a protein of 555 amino acids. NCBI's taxonomy places the organism in Eukaryota, Metazoa, Arthropoda, Insecta, Hymenoptera, Formicidae. Gene Ontology annotation, molecular function: protein binding.
UGAUUCCAUAAAGCAGUAUGUGCUCGAAGCCAAAAAAAAUCUGCUCGAGCCUAUGUAGCUGGCCAAUCUUCAACUCACUGGAAUCACAGUUCCUCUCCCAGAUUCAUAUGGUUCUAGUAUACGGUACAUUGGGAAAUGAGGCCUUAAUCGUAACAAAGGACAAGAUGGUGUAUGGCCUAGGUAACAACGUCAACGGUUGUUUGGGGAUCGGGGACGAGGAUGCCACGCUAGAUCCGAAAAAAGUAGAGGAUCUAUGCGGGAAAGAUAUAAAGACAUUCGCGUAUGGCAUCGGACCUCAUGUUUUGGCGCUCACAAAAGAAGGAGAAAUUUAUUCUUGGGGUUGCAACGAUCGUGGCCAACUGGGGACUGAAAAGUCUGCUCAAGUUAUCACACCUAUUCUAGUGCAAAUUCCUGUUCCGGAAGACAGCCUGAGCAUGAAGCGCAUUAUAGAUAUUGCCUGUGGUAUUAAUUAUUCUGUCGCUCUAACCGAGGACGGCAAGAUUUACACUUGGGGAGAUAACCAUUACUACCAACUGGGUGGCAGUAUUAAUGAUGACAAUAUAUUCAACUGUUGUUAUUCAUCGAUACCUAAAUUACUGAAUUGCAACUUAGCUGGGAAGAAGGUUGUCCAUGUCUCCUGUGGCGGGGCCUUUACUAUGGCGAUCACUGAUAAUGGCGAGGUGUAUGGUUGGGGCGAUAAUUCCAUUGGACAACUAGGGAUAAGGAAAAAUUGCGAGAAAGAAUUAACGCCACAGUGGAUCGAUUUAGAAGGUCAUGUCAUAGUCAAAGUGGUUUGUGGAUUCCAGCACGCGUUAGCGCUCACAGAGCAAGGGGACAUCUUUGCUUGGGGCAGGAACGAUGACGGCCAAUUAGGAAUCGGCACCAACGAGUUCUGUAGACCAAUCAUGAUCAACUCCCUGAUUAAACAUGAAACGAAGAUAAAAUGGGUUGACAUCGCAGCUUUGAACUGUAGUAACAUAAGCGUUGCCGUUAGCGAAGAAGGACAUGUCUACGUGUGGGGUAACUGCCAUGGUGAAAAGAUUGUGACCCCAACUGUCACUCCGUUCUCAGACAUGCACGAUGCAAUUGCGCGCUAUGGGCCCAGCGUUAUGCACCAACCAUUGAUCCUAUACGCGAACGAAGGGCCAGAUAUAUUACAGUGCUUGAAAACUGCUUUUGACGACCGCUUAACGAGUGAUUUCGAGAUACAAGUACAAGGCAAAUGUAUCUACGUGCACAAGGUUGUCUUGAUAGCCCGCUGUUCAUACUUUAGAACCAUGUUUCAGCACGAUUGGGCGUGCCAAAAGUUAUUUUUGAACGAAGGGUUAGUCAAACCUUCCUAUGUUAUCUACAAAGCCUUCCUGAAGUAUUUAUACACCGAUAUAAUCGAUUUACCUCUGGAGAAGGCAUCAGAACUUUUGGAUCUGGCCGAGGAAUACUGUGAGAGUAAUCUCAAGCAGCACUGCAUUCAGUUGAUAAAGCAAGGAAUUACUGUAUCAAACGUCGCAUACUUCUACCGUAUUGCAGUGAAGCAUAACGCAAAGGACUUAAAAGACUUCUGUAUCAAGUUCGCUGUUGAUCACUUGACGGCUGUGACGCAGACAGAAAGUUUCUCUAAGCUGGACCGUAUUACGAUGAAAACAUUUAUAAUAAAGAUCGGUAAGGUAGGAGGUUUUAAGAAGUAA